AUGCAUCGUCCAAAGUCAGACGAUGACACUUUUGCAGAUGAUUUGCCUGCCGACAUUGCCGUGCAGUACCGCAUUCUUCGGAAAUUGCUUCCGGGCCGCUGGAGGGAAUGCCAAGAGGCCGUAGGUGCGAUGGGCCCACGGGGGCGUGAAUUGUUGUCCACACGGUCGAUUGGACGUAAGGAUGCACGCCAAUUUGCCAGCAAUGGCCCUGUGCAGGUUGAAACGGCAUCAUUGGCAUCGUCUUCGUCAUGUUUUGGAGGCAACACAUGGCAUGACAAUAAUAAAUUGAAGACGCUGCGCGAGAUUGAGCUUGGGGGGCCAAUCCUUGACCAGCUGCUUGUGAUCCACGCAGCCCACAGCCGUCUUAGGACUGCGUUGGACGAAAGUUGGCAAGAGAAAUGGCGCACUUUUUCCGAGUUUGAAUCGAUGCAGCGACAUUUGAUUGAAACAAUGAUGGGGUGGUUUUUUGAGACAUUUUCUGCGCUGCUCUUUGGGCGUGUGCUUGGACAACUUGUUGACAAGGCGCAGCGUGCGACGGUGGCUGAGAGAAGGGUGAGGGAACUGGAGCGAAAUGCGGAGGAGCUUUGGAAGUACAAUAAAAUCCUGGAGGAGAGUCAUGGCGACGCACUCCAGACACGGCCGCUGGAGAGGGAGGAAAUGAGGCGAGAAGCGGAGGAGGUGCACCGCACGCUGGAGGUCCGUCAGGAGGAGCUCCGCGAAGCACACCAGACCAUUGUGGCUCUUCGGCGGCAGUUGAGGCAGGCGGAGACCGCGUCUAGGAAGCCGUUGUGUGCAUUGAUGGGGGAGUUUGAGGAACUGAAGUUCCAAUAUCAGGAGCUGGUUGCUGCCUAUGGAGGCACACAGACAUGCAUAGAGACAAAAAUAGAGGGCCGCGAGGCGGCGGAUGAGGAAGAGGGCGGCGGCGGGGAAUCUGUCACGCUGUUGAGAAGGCAGUUAAAUGAGCUUCAACAUCAGUUGUCACUUAAAGACGCCACAAUUGGGCUUCUUCGCCGGGAACUAUGUGGGCUGCGCGAUUUGGCGCGGGAGUUGGGGGCCUCCCAGGCGGAGCUGCAGAAGUUAGAAGGGCGGCUGAAGGCUGCGAUGGUGCCCCACUCCCAUUAUUCGAACGGAAUGGUUGCGUGGUGGCAGCCUUUUGGACUUUCUUCCGUGAGUCUAAAAAAGAACCACAACAACAUUGAGUAA
Molecule: messenger RNA, 1203 nt
Organism: Trypanosoma cruzi
Lineage: Eukaryota; Euglenozoa; Kinetoplastea; Trypanosomatida; Trypanosomatidae
Exons: 1
Coding region: 1-1203 (400 amino acids)
Source: RefSeq, a predicted model, not a curated record